Messenger RNA from Paramecium pentaurelia, 1623 nucleotides. NCBI's taxonomy places the organism in Eukaryota, Ciliophora, Oligohymenophorea, Peniculida, Parameciidae. The record is from the annotation of a GenBank genome assembly.
AAUGAACAUCAGAUAACCACUAUAAUCUUUUAAUUCAAUAGAGAGAAACCCUGAUAAAUCAUGCAAGUCAAUUUCAGAAAUCGAGACAUUCCUUAAAGAAAUAGAUAGAUUGUAAGGUGAGAAUCAAAAAUUGAAAGAUCGUCUUAAAUAAUAGCCAUCCAUAUCAAUGACUAUGGAAAAUCAAAAGGUUCUUGCUGAGAAUGAAGACCUAAAAGUAAUUAAAUCAAUAAAUAUCUUUUAGAAUCAAUUGGAGUUACUGUAACAUAAAAAUGAAGUAUAGGAGAAGACUCAUUCAGAUGCCUUAAGAUAAUUAGAUAUAAAUUGGAAAUAGGAUGUGGCUACCUUAAAAUUUUAAUUAGAACAAUAGGAGAUCAACCAUAGAUAAGGUUUAAGAUAAGAAACUAUGUAAUACAAGUAGGAAAUAGCAAAGUUAUAAUAAAGUCUUUCUAAGAUUUCAAGUGUUGAAAAUAACAAUUAGAAUUUAGUCUAAGUUUUGGUAAAAAUUCUAUAUUAUAGGAUAGGAAAAUGAGUUGAUCUAAGUAAAGUAGAUAAAUAAUGCUUUAGAAGAAAAGUUGGAAUAAGCUAUUUCUUAAUUUGACCUAUAAUCAAAAGACUAAGAAUUUACUUUGAUGAAAUAAUAAACUAUUAUAAAUUCUUAGGAAUAAUAUCUAAAUGAAUUGAAAUCUAAACUUCAGAUUCAAAAAGAUUAAAAUCUUGAUUUGUUAUCAACUGUGAAAAAAUUGAAGGAUGUAGCUGAUAACAAAACUAUUCUAGCUUCCAGUUUAAGCAGUAGAGUAAAAGAAUUAGAAAAUGAUUUCAAACAUGUCAGUUGUACUUAUUAAGAACAUAAAACUUAAUUAUAAUCAAGAGUUGAUGAUUUAAUAUUAUUAACUGGAAAAUAAGCUGAAUAAAUAUGUUUACUUCAAACUUAAUAAUAAAGAGAUUAAGAAUUGAUUAAAAGAUUACAAAUCAAUUUAGAAAAUGAGUAAAAGAAUAAGGAAAUGGAAUUAAGAGAAAUUCAAGAAUCAAAAGCUAAAUUGAUUCAAUUUUUAUAAUAGGAAUUACUUUAAUAAAAGGAGUAAAAUCAUGAAUUAAGAAGUGAGAAUCAGCAUUUAGAUAAAUAAUUAAAUGAAUUGAAACAAUUUUAUCAAUAUAAUUUCAGAGAUUUAGAAUGUAAAACUAAUAUGUUAGAAGGAGAAUGCAAUAGAUUAAACAAUAUUAUUGCUUAAAAAGAUCAAGAAUUAUCAACUAUUGAAAUGAUGAUGAAUAAUAAUUCUAAUUGUUAAGAAAGAGAAGAUGAAAAGAUUCAUGAAGUUAUUCAAAUUAAAGAAUAAGAAAUCAAUUUACUUAAGUAAUAAAAUGAGAGUUUGAUCAAUGAUUUAUCAAGAUAAGCUGAUAACUAUAGACAUUUAGCUCUAUAACAUAAACAAUAUUAGAAAUUUGCAGAAGAUGUCAAAAUGAACAAUAUUACUAUAAACGAAUUACAAAGCAAAUGUGAAUUAUAGGAUAAGGAAAUAGAAAGAUUAAGAAUGAAAGUUCUAGAAAAGUCAUAACAACUUGAAAAAGUAUAAAAAGACAACCUUGAUUAUUAAGCUAAACUCAAAUCCAGAUUGAAAUGAUUGU